GCAGUAUUCACAAACAACCAGCAACAAGUGAAACAGAGAGUGUGCUGUGCUCGCGUUGUCGUCUCCUAGCGCUGGUUCACGUAACACGAUCGCUACAAUAUUCUACAUCAAAGUCUUGAACUGAAAAUGUGGUGGGUGCAGUGCUGCGGUUGAUAUGUGUAGUACAAGUUGACACAGCUGUGGAUUUUUCUACCAACACGAUGAUAUUCACACGAUUAACAUGUGUUCUGAUAAUAGCUUCAACGUCGAUAGCCGUACAGUUUCCACCAAACCCUACGUCAGAUAUGUCUGCAGAUGAUAAAGUAUCAAAGGGCAAUAAAACAGUGGAACUGUCAGAAGAAAGCGGUCAUGAAAUAGAAACUGAUAUUGACGAAGGCAAGGAAAAGAAGUUCUUAGAUGAUGCUAUGAGAACUGUAUUAGACCCCAAUGCCUUAAUAGUUAAGACAAAUGAUAUUGUUGAAACAUUUAAAUACCAAUUAGAUGAGUUAGAUAAGGGUAAUAAUAGUCUCGAUGUAUUUAUGGAUGAAAUGGAUAAAUUAAGUUUAGAUGUUUGCAAGACGUCACAAGAAGCUCUUUGGUCGUACGUUACUGAUAUAAAUAAUGAAGCUAAGAAGAAUAAAAUGGUUCGCAUUGCUGCAGAAGAGGACGAAAUAAAGAAACAAUAUUGGAACAUAUUGAAAAAGAAAUAUUUAAAUGAUGAGCAAGUCAUGAAUGACCCUAAGGUGAAAAGGAAGAUAAGAAUCAUAAAAGAACGGGGCACCAAUGUCCAGAUGCCACAAAGCAAGCAAAGAGAAGAAAUAGACACGAUGCAAAGGAUAUGGAGCCGCGUCACUGUUUGUGCCUAUAACUCGACUUGCAGCGCGGAAGAUUCGGUACGAACCAUGAGUGACGUAAUAUCGAUCUUUAAAACAAGCAACGACACAAAAGAGUUGGCUUAUUAUUGGAAAGUUUAUCGCGAUACGACUGGAAAGAAAAUUCGUCCGAUAUUCAAAGACUAUGUAGUAAGAAUGAACAGGGUGGCAGAAUCGGAGAACUUUACCGAUGCAGGCGAUAUGUGGCGGUAUGCAUUCGAAGAUGAUGAUUUUGUUGGAACUGUCGAUCGAAUCUGGACGGAGAUCAAACCUUUUUACGAUUUACUACAUGGUUAUGUUAGAGCAAAAUUGAAAUUGGUUUACAGAGACCUUUUGAAGAGCAACGAUAAACUCAUUCCUGCUCAUAUUUUAGGUAACCUAUGGGCCCAAGAAUGGCAAGCCAUCUACCCAAAAGUAGUGGCAUACGCUGAUCACAUGAGACCCAAACUCCCUGCUAAUGAGACCUUACAUUCCAAAGACCUAUUUGACGCAGUUGAUGAGUUCCAUCAAUCUCUUGGUUUUGAGAGUGCAAAGGAUUCUUAUCAGGAUAUAAAAGAGACGAUGGCGACGGCUAAUUGCUUGCCUUCUAGCCAUGAUAUGUGUGAUGGCGUCAAUUACAAAAUAAAAUGGUGCGGAGACAAGGUGACGGAUGUUGUCGUUGGCCUAUCCCGAGCUGCAAGACUUUUAGGACAUGUCCAGUAUUUCAAGCAUUACAGGAAUCUUCCUCCAUUGUACAGAGAUGGGCCAAAUCCAGCGUUCCACGAUGCAAUCUCGGACAUCGUCGCCGUUCAGUUGACCUCGCCUGAACACUUAAUGACCUUGAACUUGGUGAAGGUUGAAACGGGUCCCGAGGUGACCUUGAACCAUCUUCUCUGGGUCGCGUUGGAGAAGUUCCCGUUGAUGGCUUACGCUUAUGUCUUGGAUAAGUGGAGAUGGGAUGUAUUUGGGAAUAGCAGCUUGGAGGAUUGGAAUCAGCAUUGGUGGGAUUUAAGAAUUAAAGAGACUGGAGUGUCACCCCCAGUGCCUAGGAAUGAAACCGACCUAGAUCCAGCAGCUAAGUACCACGUUGUGUCCCACGUGCAAUACAUUACGUAUUUGAUAUCUCACGUGCUUGAGUUCCAAAUCCUGCUAUCUUUGUGUAAAAGGGCGAAUCAUACAGGACCUCUGCAUGAAUGUUCGAUAUAUGGUGUGAAGGAAGCAGGAAAACUUCUCAGUGAUGGAAUGGCUCUUGGCGCAAGUGAAGACUGGAGAACAGUUCUUCAAGCUAUAACAGGUGAAUCAGAACUCUCAACUGAAGGCAUACUCCAGUACUUUUCAGAGCUCCAAAAAUUCCUCCAAGAAGAAAACAUUAAACUUGCAAUGCUUAGUGAAGGCGAUAUGGAUCAGAGUGCACCAAUCAUUGUAGGCGCCAUAGUGGUGUUGUUAACGAUACUAAUAAUAGUACUUUACUGUGUAAAGAAACACGAUGUUGGAAGCAAAGUGUUUUCCGUUUGCGGUUUAAGUAAAAAUGGCUCUUUGGAUAUAGUGACGAACGAACUUCCACAGGGGAAAAGCAAUGAAGUCGAUGGUAUAAGUGAAGAUAAAGUCUAAAAUACAACUUAGUUAAGAUCUGAAUGUGAUUAUGUUAAUGUUUGUAUCUUAAGUGAAAGUAUUUUAAAGACAUAGAACAGGACCAAUAGAGAUAAGACAAACAAUUAUUUAGAAGUUAUUGUGCCAGUGAUAAUCAAAACGAGUUAUGAUUUGAUUACAUAAUAAGAUUAAUUCCAAUAUGUAUUUGUGUGAAAGUUUCGGAUUAUUGUUUUAUCAAUAAGUUUUAUGCCAUGGGUAUGUUAUAUUAUACUAUUAAAUUUUAUCGAAUGA
Messenger RNA from Helicoverpa armigera (cotton bollworm), 2711 nucleotides. Its product is annotated as angiotensin-converting enzyme. NCBI's taxonomy places the organism in Eukaryota, Metazoa, Arthropoda, Insecta, Lepidoptera, Noctuidae. The transcript has 11 exons. Gene Ontology annotation, biological process: proteolysis. The record is from RefSeq and is a predicted model, not a curated record. The coding region runs from base 201 to 2441 and encodes 746 amino acids. Gene Ontology annotation, molecular function: peptidyl-dipeptidase activity; metallopeptidase activity. Gene Ontology annotation, cellular component: plasma membrane.